Molecule: messenger RNA, 6625 nt
Organism: Chlorocebus sabaeus (green monkey)
Lineage: Eukaryota; Metazoa; Chordata; Mammalia; Primates; Cercopithecidae
Source: RefSeq, a predicted model, not a curated record
CUUUGGAACUGGCAGGCAGAAACGUUUAAGUCUGCUGAGGCUGUACCCAUAGCUGCCCCUUCCCCCAGGUGCUCUGUCCCAAGGAGAUGGAAGUUUUAUCUAUUAGCCUCUGACUGGGGCUGCUGCCUUUCUUUCAGAUGGCCUGCUCAGAGAGGAGAAAUCUAGAGAGUAAGACAUCAGUUUUCCAGUACAUAAUUCAAGGCUGCCAUGUCCCUCACCUGGAUCAAUAGAUUAGCUUCCUGCAUCCUUUUGACCCUUUUCUAAUUUCUUAUCUGUACUGUAGCAAGGCUGGCAUUUUGAAUUUCAAGCCUCAUCAUAUCAUUAUUCUUUAAAAAUAUUCAAUGGUUUGUCAUUUUAUUGAGUAAAGUUCAAAAAUUAUUGUUCCAGAGAAUCUAAGGUAAAGUUUUAAUUUCUGGACCCUAAUUUCUACACACCCAUUUCACAUCUGGCUUCUCUUCAUUUAGCUAUACAGGUGUUUUGUCAUCUCCUUGGUCCAAUCAUAUGCUUUCUGGCCAUACAAUCUGUUCUCUUUACUUGCCCCUCUCCCUCCCACCCCUCAUUCUCAAGACACUAUUCUCUUUCAGAGAAUUUACCAUAAUUGGGAUUUACUCAUAUAAUCCUUUGAUUAUUGUCUGUGUCCACCUGCCAGAUCAGAAAUGCGAAGAAGUCUUAAAGGGCUUGUGUUUCUCUUUUCCUUCACUAUUGCAUCUCUGUUGUAGUAAAGUGCUGGCACAUAACAGAAGCUCAACAAAUGAAGGCAUUGUCUCAACUAAUGCUUCAUAUCAACACUACCUCGGAAGUAUUUUAAUUCCUCAAUUUCCAUGUGCAGCCGGAGAGGUUGAUUUGAUUCAUCAACAUGCCCAGGACUGUACAGCUAGUAGAAGGAAGAACUUGGAACUGAAAGCAGGUCAUGCUGUUUUUACUCCACACUACAUUUUAGACCUCCCUGUUUCUUAAGCUUGGGGGUGGAUAACAGGAACCAUGUGACUCUCCUACUCCACCCCCUCCUUUUUUUGUUAUUAAAUUGUACUGGAAAGUUGGGCUUUCAGUGAUUGCAUUUGUUUCUGAACAUGCUUUUUUUUUGUUUUUGUUUUUUAGAAAAAUGAACUGACUAGUUUUUUAGAAUGAAAUGUGAUUAAGAGAAAAUAAUCUCUGAUGGACCCAUAACCAGGAACUCUGGAUAUUUUUGAUUAAGUGGAAGAAAAAUAUAGACUUUGGCAAUUGAGAAAAUCUUCAUUAAUAAAUAAAAGGAUUGUUCCAGAUAUGCUACAAAAUAAAUACAUUGAGAAGAUGUGAAAAGCAAAAUGGUUUAAUGCACAGACAAAAUUUUAGUGUCUCUAUUGGUAAUAAUCAGAAUAACUUGUUUGAUUAUACCAUUUUAAUUUAGCUGGACCACAGAAAAUGUUGGUAUUUGGCCAUUUGGGGCCAUGAAACAACAUUUUCUUUAUUUCCCAUCAGCCCAUUGAAAAGAGGCUGACUUUGGUUGAAUUUGCUGACAAGUGUGUUGGUUCUUCUUUCUUCCCCAUUUCUAUAUGUUUAUCUAUCUUCCAUGGGGAAGCUAUGGACUAGUUGGAGGUAAUCUGCUACUUGAUCAAAAAGGAUAAAGAAGUUCAUGAAACUUCAAUGACCUGUGUACUUAUAACUCUCUUUUAGAGAAAAUGGCCUGAAGCAGCAGCUUCUUGCAAACUUUUAUAUGACAUUUACUCACAUUGAGUGAAAACAGUGGGUUCAAUGGAUUGGACCAGAAAUCAGGAGGUAAAGUGUACUAGUGAGAAACAGAUGAGAAAUAAUGCAAAUUCAGAGAGAUGAUCUCAGUUUCUGAUUUUUCAGUUCCCAAUAUAUUUAUAAGAGGUCUGGGUGUAUUUUAUUUUUCACUUGUGAAUAUCUAUGAAGUUGUCCUUUAUAGUCUUCCAGUAAAAAUAUUUUUAUUUGCCCUUAUUUGGGAAAACUGUUUUCGUCACUGAAUAAACCCUGACCAGCACAAUAAUUAAAUGGGCGUAAUGUCAUGUAUAUAAUAUAAACUCUAAAGAUAACAAAAUACAUCUACUUAAAAAGAAAAAUGUUCUUUCUCUUGUGAAACUCAGGUUUCAGAAUGGAAGUAUAUUUUAUAUUGGCCAAUUGGACUGGCUGUGAAAGACCAGUAACCAAGCAAAAGUAGAUGUUGCUUUAAUGAGGUAUAAACUAUGUCUUGUUAAAUAGGUCUUAUCUUAGACAAGUAGUAUAAAUGUAUACCCAAACAUCAUUCAUUUGCAAUACAGAGGCAUUUAGAAGUGAUUCACAUGGAUUUUUCCUUUUAUUUUUGGAAAAGAUUAAGCUUCUGCUGUGUAUGGACCUGUGGCUACAUUGUGAAAUUUAGUUAUGAAGCUAUAAAAUCAAUUAGUCUAGACCUCAAAUCUUAUUUCCUAUGAAAAGCCUCAGACUUGUAGCUGUAUGAACAAAUGUUUUUGGCUUUUUUUUUUUUUUUUUUUUUUUUUGCGCUAGAACGGAGAGAACACACUGGAGAUCACAAAUGCAUUUAUUCUUUUUCACCAACUGUUUCAUUGGCCUUAAAAAAUACUGGGCUAAACUUAAGUGGUAAAGAUCUGAAAUAAAAAGAUUAAUCUUUAUGUCUGAACAGCAAGAGGAUUUUCAUAGGUCUGUAAUAUCUUGCAUUUCCUUAUCUAUGGAUAAGGAUAUCUGGAAUUGAUCUACAUUUUCUUUAGUAAUGUUUUCUCUGUUUAUUAAGAACAGAUAUCUUCAUCUCCUUCAUGCAUUAUCCUUUCUAACAGAUGUCAGUAGGAUCCAGAGCCAUUUUGGAACUUUACCAAGGAUUAAGGAUGAGCACAGAUCACAUCAAGAGUCUAAAUAUCAAUUUGGAGACUGUGUGCAGAUCAUAUUUGGAAGUGACCAAGACUGGAGGCAGGCACACCAGAGUUUUCUGUUAAAAACUGGUCCAUGCAAGAAAAGACGACUCCUGAAAUAAGACAGUGAUCAUUAGGAUGAAGAAGAAGAGAAGAUUUGAGGAAUACUUGGAAACAGAAUUUUCUGAAUUUACUGGUUGAAUUGAAUGUGAAGAGGAGACGAAUAAAGAAGAAAACAUUCUUAAAGAUGAUUACUCAUUUUCUGUCUUGCCUGAGUGUUUGAUCAAACGAGUGGCUAUACAGGAGGAACAGUUUAUUGUGAAAAUGAUGGGGUACCUCUACAGGACACCCAGAGAGGGAGGUUUAGAAUUGUACAUAUGGAUCUGGAGUUCUGCAGAGAGGUCCAAGCUAAAGAUAUGCUUCUGGAACUCAUCAGCAUAGAGGUGGUAGUUCAAGUCAGUAGAGAGGAAGAGACCUUUUAGGGACAUUGUGAAGAAAGAGAAAGGAGAGGAUGAGUAGAGAAGCUCCAACAUUUAGAGGGUGGGUGGGGGAAAAGGAGCCUGUGAAAAGUAUAGAAUAGAAUAAACCAUGUAGAUAGAAAGGAAUCCAGGAAUGAUUACAGUCAAUAAAACAAAGGGAGGUGAGAACGACCAGAAGGGAUGAGGAGCAGCUUCACAUUCGACAGAGAAGUGAAAAAGUCUGAAAAUAAUCUGGAUUUAGCAACAGAAUGACGAUUGACUUAACAUUUCUCUUCAGUUUAAUAACUUUUGUUCCUCAAGCUCCUGAUGGUGAUAGGGCUUAGUGUGGUUAGGGUUGGCUCAGGAGAGAGGUGUAAAUUCAGGGUUUGUACACCACUGCAAUAUUCACAAAAGAGGUGGUAUGGUAGAAUAGAUUUUUUUUCACCUUGAAAUAAAAUUACAAAAAUAAACCCUAUUUAAUGUCUUUCUCUGUUUGUGUACCCCACCCAAGGAAAUCAAGGGAUUUCUCGAUUAGAAGGAAUUGCCAUAGGAGUAAGAAUUUACUCCUUUCCACUUUCAGAGCCUCCUCUGAGCAUAAACUGUACAGCAAACAUUGGAUGAAUAAUGUGUAUUUUCAGUAUCAGAUGCUGUGGGUGUUCAAAUUAUGUGUUUGUAUAUCAGCUUUAAGAACAUAACUUCUACCACUCAAACCAAGUUAGAAUUGUGUUCUUGUGACACUGAGCAGUGAAUCAGAAAGAGAAAUUUUCAGUGCAUGAGCUUGAGUCAGAUAGGUCUGUGUUUGGACAUCACCUCACACUUUCUAGGGGAUCAUGGGAAAUUAAUUUAUUUUAGUUCCAAUUUCUUUGUAAGUGAAGUGGGAAUGAUGAUAUCUGCCUUGUAAGGUUUUCAUAAGUAUUUAAGGAGAUAAUGUACAUUCAGCCUUUAAACAGUUCUUUGCAAAUAAUCACUGCUCAAUAAAUGUUAACCAGUAUUAUUUUUAUUCUAAUUUUUAAAGUCAACCUUUCUUCUCUGCUUUGGGACACAUCCUUGAUUGCUGCUUUUCAGACAUUGCUCCCACACCUUGCCACACUCCACUCUUCUUAGGGUCCUCAGUCUUUCCUUUUUAAAUUCUUUCUUGUUACCAGUCAUGCCCAGGGAUCACUUGCCUUAAACAAAUCAACGUUUUUCUUUGGAUAUUGACGCCUAUUUAAUAAACUUAGAGUUUAUUUUUUCUUUUCAUGAUCAACUCUUACAAUGAGUAGUCUACACUUGCUCUCAGUUUUUUCAUUUCGUUUUAUUUGUAAACUUUGAAAUUAAAUCUUAGCCUACUGGAACAUAGACUCCUGAAAUGGCUCAUUGGUGACAUAUUGCUAGUGAAAAUAAAUGGCCUUUUAAAAUCUUCCACCUCUUGGAUCAUUCAGCUGCAUGUGAUUUUCUUGAGAACCUCGUCUUUGAAAAACUUCCUACUCUUCUGUUAUGUGUCACCACAACAUCCUCAAUCUUUUCUUCACGAGUCCCACUUUUCCCUCCCACACCGCAGUCAUUGGAGUUUCUCAAGGAUUAGUCCUUAGCUUUCUCUUCUCCUUUUCACACCAAUACCUUCACAGAUAUUUAUAGACUUAGAGUUUUUACCAUGCUCUUGAUGAUGAAAAGCGUCACAUCUACAUCUGUGUUCUGAACUUUUAACUUGUACUCAACCUCUGUAUCUCCAAAUAUGGGACCCCUAGAAUUCCUGUCAUUGUCUCAUUGUCUUCAGUAGAUAAGCUUGACUUUCACCCUUUUUUUGAGCUUGACGAUUUUUCAGUCAACAAAGACUUCUACCCUUCAAAAAAAUUAUUUUUAGGUGGUACCAUUUCAGAUUAGGAUCUGCCUUAAACUCUGUGAAAACCCUAUCAUCCCUAGCUUCUAUGUGCUUUGAGGUCAGCACCCACAUUUAUAUUUCUUGUGUGAAACUCAAGUACUUCACAAUUAACUACUGUGUCCACUUUGAAAAAAUGUCAGUGUUGUAAGUGAAAAACAAAAGAUAGGUAAACAUCAGAUUAGAAAUACUAUUAUACCCUACAGUGGUCUAAUACUUAUUUGGGAAUUUAUAUUGUCAGGCUAAAGUUUGUUUAAUAAUAUUAAUAGACAUAAUUAGAAGUGAGACUUAAGUGAUUAAAUAUUGAGGAUCAUAUAAAACAGACAUACUAAACAAAUGUUUUUUUCUUUUUUUUGGUUAAUUACUUGCCAUUUGAACUUAAUAUAAUUUAAUAUGUUUCUCCAUAACUCUGGUUAAGAAAUGAAUAGGAAAUUUUCAAUGGAAGUAUUAAACGGGAUAUUUAGCAAACACUUUAUGAGCCACAAUUUGAAGAAUGUUGUUAUUUCUCAAUUUAAUUACUUUCAUUAAAAUCCAGUAAAUUUGAUUUGUGCAGUUAACUAGAAAAAAGUGCUUGGGUAGUAAAUUCUGUGUUGAAGAAAUAUUUUGCUUUGUGUGGUAUUGAGCAAAGCUUUCUUAAACUUUCAUGUUUUUCAUUUGAAAAUAUUCAGGCUAAAUCUCAAACAAAUGGUAGAUUCGGUAAAGUCAAACAAAACACUUUUUGGAACAGAUCCACACAAAAAGGAAGCAAUUUUUCAUAGAUUUGAACAAAAUGACUAAAUUUCCCUUAUUCCUACUUAGUGUACAGCUCAAUCACAGUACAUAGAUUUGUUUUGUGUAUUUUCUGGUUAAGAAAUGACUUAAAUUCUAUUAUGGAUAGGGAUACUUAGUAGGCCUCUUCUGGUGGUCAAAUAAUAAUUUUGAUACUAUUUGGGGCUAUAUGUUAGUAUACUGAAAGUCCAGUUUGAAUUAUUUUCAACAGCUGAGUCACCGCAGUGAUUUUGCAAAUGACUUUUAUUUUUUUGCUUUGAUUUCUCUAUCACAAUUCAAAGAAAGAUUUUGAUUAGACACUAUACUAAAUUAUUUAAUAAUGAGAAAAAUUUGAAGUCAUUAACAAGAGAAAAGUUGAAAGCUAAUAAAGUUUAGCAAAAAUUUUGCCGAGAGAGAUGAGGGCCAGAUGUGACUGAGUUACAGCUGAGACAAGUCAACAGCAUCAAUGUUUUAUCCCAGUCUAUCCAAAAGAAAUGUGUCUCCAAGAUGCCAUAUUUCUGCCUCCAGGUAUCUGUUUUAUUUGAUGUUUUGCUACUGUGCUUUCAUUUCUUCACUCCUUUAUUCUAUCAAAAAUAUGUGUAUUACAAUUUGCAAUUGUAAAUAUUUGGAACCAGCCCGAAUGAUAUACCAUGGAAUACUACUCAGCAAUGAAAAGGAAUGAAAUAAUGGCAUUUGCAGCAGCCUGGAUGGAACUGGAGACU